GUUAAUUAGUCGUCGAAGCGCAACUUUCACUUUUGUGGCGUCCUAAUUCAUUACAUUGAACAAUGAUUGUAGAGAAGAUGUACGUACUGUUACUUCUUGGAGUAUAUUUGUUACUGAAAAGAAUAGAUGGCGAGAGGCUAUGUUCGUGUUAUACCUUCAGCAAAGACCAAUGGUUAUGGACACAGGCAAGGGACAACUGUAAACGCAACAAUAAAAUACUCGCAGUGAUAGAAUCAGUGCAGGAAUGGCAAUUUAUUACAAAUGGGAUUCAAAAUAAAACAGGCACCAUAUCUGGUGAAUGGUACAUUGGUUUGAAAAAAAAUUUAACAACGCAGAGAUGGAAUUGGAUCAAUGGUAAACCUUUGACCAUUGACAAAUGGCAUGAUAAAGGCAUAAAUCCUGACCCAAAGGACUCUUACGGGGUGAUUCAUGAGGAUUAUCCACCUGGAUUCAAAGGAUCACUCAGCACCGUUACGGGCGACCAACCAAGAGGAUGGAUUUGCGAGGAAGAAACAGCUACCUGUAAAGGAAUUUGUUUCCACCAUCCUGUUCCGACCAGCCUUGUUCGUUUGUAA
Stylophora pistillata is the source of this 575-nucleotide messenger RNA. RefSeq lists its product as uncharacterized. Lineage: Eukaryota; Metazoa; Cnidaria; Anthozoa; Scleractinia; Pocilloporidae. The record is from RefSeq and is a predicted model, not a curated record.